AUGGAUUCGAACGAGAAGCUGCCUUUCUUCUUCCGGUCGACGACCUCCGCCGCCGAGCGCAAGCAGCACAUUGGCGACUCCGCGGCCAUGAGCCGGAAAGGAGUCGUCGCCGCAACUUCUUACAUGGCCACUGCAGUUCUCCUGUUUAUGUUCAACAAAGCAGCUCUUUCUACCUACGGCUUCCCUUAUGCAAACGUGAUCACCCUUUUUCAGAUGAUAUGCUCGUGCAUUUUUCUCUAUGCAAUGAAGUACUGGAAGGUUAUUUCUUUUACCGCUACUGAAGUGUCAAGCUCGACUGUUAACCCUGCAGCCUUUGUACCCCUGAAGACGUUGGCUCACACUACUCCUCUAGCAUUUUCCUACUUGCUUUACAUGCUGGUUACCAUGGAAUCUGUGCGUGGCAUCAACGUACCUAUGUAUACCACCCUCAGAAGGACAACAGUGGCCUUCACAAUGGUAGUGGAGUAUCUUCUGACAGGGAAGAAACAUUCUUUGCCUGUUCUUGGCAGUGUGGGGAUAAUCAUACUUGGAGCAUUCGUUGCUGGAGCUCGUGACUUGUCAUUUGAUGCCUACAGCUAUUGCGUCGUCUUCGUUGCAAAUAUCUGCACAGCAAUCUAUCUUGCUUCUAUUGCUCGGAUUGGAAAAUCUAGUGGCCUCAAUAGCUUUGGCCUCAUGUGGUGCAAUGGAGUUAUAUGUUUGCCAGCAUUGCUAGUCUGGACAUCAGUGAGCGGAGAUUUGGGAUCACUAAGGAGCUUUCCCUAUCUAUUAUUUCCAGGAUUUCAGGCGGUGAUGUUGCUUUCCUGUAUCCUGGCUUUCCUGAUUAACUACUUCGUGUUCUUGAACACAGCAGUUAAUUCGGCAGUGACACAAUCAAUCUGCGGAAAUUUGAAGGAUCUUUUCACUAUCGGACUGGGAUGGAUGUUGUUCGGCGGCCUUCCCUUUGAUUUGAUGAAUAUAUUGGGACAGUUUAUGGGUUUCCUUGGAUCGUGUUUCUACGCCUACUGUAAACUCCAGGGUAAAUAA
Messenger RNA from Linum trigynum, 1023 nucleotides. Lineage: Eukaryota; Viridiplantae; Streptophyta; Magnoliopsida; Malpighiales; Linaceae. The record is from the annotation of a GenBank genome assembly.